Copidosoma floridanum is the source of this 1935-nucleotide messenger RNA. It is a transcript of the gene Dus3, whose product is annotated as Dihydrouridine synthase 3. Gene Ontology annotation, molecular function: tRNA dihydrouridine synthase activity; flavin adenine dinucleotide binding; metal ion binding. NCBI's taxonomy places the organism in Eukaryota, Metazoa, Arthropoda, Insecta, Hymenoptera, Encyrtidae. Gene Ontology annotation, biological process: tRNA processing. The record is from RefSeq and is a predicted model, not a curated record.
UGCAGCAGCCGCCGCAGACGCGAGGCAAGUUGGCUCUUGUCGGCAUUUUCGGUUUUUUGUUCUUUCUUGAUUAACCUGUGGUGUAAAAAUAAUGGUAGAUUCGGAAGAAAAUAAGAAUGAGACAGUUGUGAGUAAUAAAAAGGAAGACAAGAGAACUGGAAUAUGCUUAAUCAAACCAGAUUUUAUAAUUGAAGUCAGUGUGAGAACUGAAAAUGAUGGCUCAAAGGAAAAAGAAAAUAGUAAUGAAAAAAGUGAUCCCAGUGAUAAUUCGGAUGGUGAGCCAGCAAAGAAAAAAGCCAGAGGAAACAGGAGGAAAGAUAAGCCUCGUGGACAGAACAAAGGUAGAUCUGUACCUUUCAAGACCUUGCGCGAACACAACUUUUGUCCCUGGUUAGCAGAUUUGACAGCUGAACUAGCAGAUAACAAGUGCAAUUAUGAAAAAUGUGCUUUUAUACACGACAGAAGUGAAUUCUUGAAAAUUAAGCCGGAAGACAUUGGUACCGAGUGUCCUCUUUUUAAACUCACGGGCAAGUGUCCAAGGGGCUUGGCAUGCAGAUUAGGUUCAAAGCAUAUCUCAACUGAUGGUUUCAAUAUCAUUGAUCAUGAUAAAUAUGAAGCUUUUGAGAAGCUUUCACCCCCAGUCAAAAACAAAAUAGAUAAGAUAGUUUUGGAAAAGUUGAAAAAAUAUCAAUACGAUUUUGCUAGAGCUGAGAACAUUGUCACGAAGUAUAACUGGAAGUCUAGCGAGAUAUUUGACAAAUCAGGAGUAAAAAUAAGUCCCAAUAAAAACCAAGAAAAAAUUGGCCCCGUUUUAGAUACCGAUGAAAUAAAAUUAAGGCUCCAGGAGAAAAAAACAAUCGAUUGGAAAGACAAAGUAAUGCUAGCUCCACUUACUACAGUAGGCAAUUUGCCCUUCCGUAGGAUAUGUAAGGAAUUCGGAGCUGACAUAACUUGUGGAGAAAUGGCUCUGGCACCUAAGCUUCUAAAAGGCAUUAGGGAAGAAUGGGCCUUGGUAAAAAGGCACGAAUCUGAGGAUGUUUUUGGUGUUCAAAUCGCUGGUAACAAUCCUGGUGUUCUUGCCAGGUGUUGUCAGGUGUUGAGCGAUGAGACUGAGGUGGAUUUUAUCGAUUUGAAUGUUGGCUGCCCUAUCGAUCUUAUAUACAGACAAGGAGCUGGCUGUGGCUUGUUAAAUAGGACGAGUAUAUUAGAGUCUGCAGUUAAAUCUGCUUCGGAGGUACUGAACAUUCCAUUUACAGUUAAGACAAGGACAGGAGUCUACGCGGACAAGCCAAUAACUCAUAAAUUGAUGCCCAAAUUUAAGGAAUGGGGAGCAGCUAUGAUAAAUAUUCAUGGCAGAUCGCGGGAGCAGAGGUAUACGAAACUUGCCAAUUGGGAUUACAUUGAAAAGUGUGCCAAAGCUGCAGAGCCAAUGCCGGUCUAUGGUACCGGUGACAUUUUGUCUUACGAUGAUUAUCAAAGGAUACGGUCAACGUACAAAACAGUUCAGGGUGUGAGCAUAGGCCGUGGGGCUCUUAUAAAACCCUGGAUAUUCCAGGAAAUAAAAGAACAGAAGCUUAUCGAUAUUUCCUCUUCUGAGAGGUUUGAAAUCCUCAAAAGGUACACGAGGUAUGGUCUAGAACACUGGGGAUCUGAUACUCGUGGAGUUGAGACUACAAGAAGAUUUAUGCUAGAGUGGAUUUCUUUCUUAUACAGGUACGUUCCAGUUGGAAUUCUGGUACAUCCACCUCAGAGGAUGAAUAAUAGGCCACCUUAUUACCGGGGCCGAGACGAGCUGGAAACUCUCAUGGCCAGUUCCAAUUGUGCUGACUGGAUCAAAAUCUCAGAAAUGUUGCUUGGAAAAGUUCCAGAAGGCUUUAAUUUUCUUCCCAAACACAAAGCCAACUCUUGGAAUUGAUGAGCAGAAUUGAUAUCGAU